This is a messenger RNA of Selaginella moellendorffii, 1603 nucleotides long. Its product is annotated as acyl-lipid (8-3)-desaturase. The record is from RefSeq and is a predicted model, not a curated record. Gene Ontology annotation, molecular function: oxidoreductase activity, acting on paired donors, with oxidation of a pair of donors resulting in the reduction of molecular oxygen to two molecules of water. Gene Ontology annotation, cellular component: membrane. The transcript has 13 exons. Bases 1 to 1461 code for a protein of 486 amino acids. Gene Ontology annotation, biological process: lipid metabolic process. Lineage: Eukaryota; Viridiplantae; Streptophyta; Lycopodiopsida; Selaginellales; Selaginellaceae.
AUGCGUCCACCGAGCGGGUUUAGAGCCCUAACAGGAGGGAAUAUCAGGAAUGCUGGCAACAGGCGAUUGCCGUGCGCUGUGAUCGUCCAGAUUUUGGGAAUGGCGGACACGCGAGGAGCGGCGAUUUACAGGCUAGAGGAUGUUAAGGCGCAUGAUAGCGCCGAGGAUUGCUGGCUGGUGAUCGCUGGGAAGGUCUACGAUGUCACAUCCUGGGUCCCGUCUCAUCCUGGAGGAAGUAUGAUCUAUUUGCAGGCCGGGCGCGAUUCUACUCAUCUCUUCGAUUCUUAUCAUCCGCUAUAUGUGAGGAAAUUGUUGUCUCGAUACUACAUUGGUGAUUUCCAGGAUGAGAAUUACGAUAAUAUCCAGUACAUGCAGCCAUUCGAAGAGAAGUUCUACACGACCCUCAAAGAACGAGUGGAGUCUUUCUUUGAUAAAUUCAAGCUGGAUGCAAGAGUUCAUCCUCAUAUGUUUCUCAAGUCGGCUCUAAUUUUUGUAGGCUUGAUCUUCUGCUACUACACGACUUUCUACAGGCAACAGCACUUUUUGUUUUCACUGCUCUCUGCUGCUGGGAUGGGAUUUUUCAUUGCGGAGAUUGGUUUAUCAAUCAUGCACGAUGCGAACCACGGUGCUUAUUCUCGAUACCCUCUCCUUGGAUAUAUCAUGGGAGCGUCGCUAGAUAUUGUUGGCGCUAGCAGUUUCAUGUGGAAAUACCAGCAUGUUGUGGGACAUCACUCUUUUACAAACGUUCACAACUAUGAUCCUGAUAUCCGUGUUAAAGAUCCUGAUAUCCGCCGUGUGACAAGCAAACAGCCAUGGCAUGACUACCAUAUGUAUCAACACGUCUAUCUGGCCAUUCUCUAUGGCCUUCUAGCGCUGAAAAGCAUCUUUCUCGAUGAUUUCGUGGCUUAUUUUAAUGGAUGCAUUGGACCUGUAAAGGUGCCCAAAAUGACACCCGUUGAAUUUCACAUUUUUUGGUGGGGCAAGGCUGUGUAUGCCACCUACAUGCUUGUCUUGCCCCUACUAUUCAGCCAUCACAAUUUUCUUUCUUUAUUAGUUUGUUAUCUGGUCUCGCAGCUAGUGACGGGAUGGAUGCUCGCUUUGCUCUUUCAAGUAGCUCAUGUAGUCGAAGAAGCUGAAUUCUUCGAUGUCGACUGUACCAAUGGUGUCCCAACUUUGUCUUCUGGGUGGGCGGCAUUACAGGUCAGGACUACCGCAAACUUCAGUGUCAAUUCCUUAUUCUGGACGCAUGUUAGUGGCGGUUUAAAUCACCAGAUUGAGCAUCACUUAUUUCCAGCGAUUUGUCAUCUUCAUUAUCCAAGGAUUCAACCCAUAGUGGAGUCCACGUGCAAAGAGUUCGGCAUCCCUUACCAUCGAUUCCCAGAUGUGUGGACGGCUCUCAAAGCUCAUUUUGCGUACUUGAAGAAAGUUGGGGGAAGUGUCGAAUUCAGGUUAGCCGGGUAGCCAACAGGAGGGUAAUCCACUCGCACUUUCUCCGAUUGUAGGGUACGGAUCUUAUCUUUUAAGUUCAAAUGUGAAAGUUCUUUUCCCAUAAGAUAUUAAAAUUGUCAACAGAAUCCAUAAGAAUAAUAGUGUUAUUCUUAUU